CAACAUACAACUUCAGGGAGGAGAAAAAUCAGAUAGACCGAAAAUUUAUUGCGACAUUUUUACAACUCCCGUGAAUUUGCUUAAAAUAAUUCUUGUUGUAUCCAGUACAGUGGUCCGCUUUUUGGAACUUCAGUAAAGGACAAAUUGAAAGUGAAGAAGUUCAAAAGCAGCGAAAGGAAAUGCUCACAAAUUUCGAAACAAAGUCGGCUCGAGUGAAGGGUCUCUCAUUCCACCCAAAGCGGCCAUGGAUUUUAGCCAGUUUGCACAGUGGUGUGAUUCAGCUGUGGGACUACCGCAUCAGCACCCUGAUCGAGAAGUUCGACGAACAUGAUGGGCCCGUUCGUGGGAUUGCUUUUCACAGCCAACAGCCGCUGUUCGUGUCCGGGGGAGACGACUUCAAGAUCAAAGUCUGGAACUACAAGCAAAGGCGGUGUAUUUUCUCGCUGCUAGGUCAUUUGGACUACGUGCGGACGACGGUGUUCCAUCAUGAGUAUCCGUGGAUUUUGAGUGCAUCCGACGAUCAGACCAUUCGGAUUUGGAACUGGCAGUCACGGUCCUGUAUUUGCGUGCUUACCGGACAUAAUCACUACGUGAUGUGCGCCCAAUUUCAUCCGACGGAUGAUAUCAUCGUGUCUGCCUCGCUGGAUCAGACCGUGCGAAUUUGGGACAUUUCCGGGCUGAGGAAGAAAAAUGUUGCGCCGGGACCAUCUGGAUUGGAUGACCAUUUGAAGAAUCCGACGGCAACGGAUUUGUUCGGACAGGCGGAUGCCGUAGUUAAACAUGUUCUGGAAGGUCAUGAUCGGGGAGUAAAUUGGGCCAACUUCCAUCCGACGUUACCGUUGAUUGUAUCUGGAGCGGACGAUCGCCAGAUUAAGUUGUGGAGAAUGAAUGAGUACAAGGCAUGGGAAGUAGAUACUUGCCGGGGACAUUACAACAACGUUUCCUGCGUACUGUUCCAUCCACGGGCAGAACUUAUCGUUUCGAACAGCGAGGACAAGAGUAUUCGGGUUUGGGACAUGACCAAGCGGCAGUGUAUCCAUACCUUCAGAAGGGAACAUGAGCGGUUCUGGAUUCUGGCUGCACAUCCCAAUUUGAAUUUAUUUGCUGCUGGUCACGAUUCGGGAAUGAUCGUUUUCAAGUUGGAACGCGAACGUCCGGCAUAUGCAGUCUACGGAAACUGUCUGUACUACGUCAAGGAGCGGUUCCUCCGCGAACUCGAUUUCAAUACGACUACAGAUUCGGUUGUGAUGACAAUUCGCGGCGGUGGGAAGACCCCCGUCUACAGUAUGUCAUAUAACCCUGCUUUAAAUGCGGUUCUUCUCUGCACCAGAACUUCCAACUUGGAAAACAGUACUUAUGACCUUUACAGCAUUCCUCAGAAGGAUAGCAACUCGCAGAACAGCGAAAGUGAUAGCAAACGUUCUUCGGGAAUGACUGCUGUUUGGGUGGCACGUAAUCGUUUUGCCGUUUUGGAUCGUUCGAACCAGUUGGUAAUCAAGAACUUCAAGAAUGAGGUCACCAAGAAGAUCCAGACUCCAGUUUGUGACGAAAUCUUCUACGCUGGAACUGGUAUGUUGUUGCUUCGUGAACCGGAGCACGUGACCUUGUUUGAUGUUCAGCAGCUACGCACUUUGGCACAGGUCAAGAUCGCCAAGUGCAAAUAUGUCGUUUGGUCUGCGGAUAUGAGUCAUGUGGCUCUGCUUGCGAAACACACUCUCAAUAUCUGCAACCGUCGAUUGGAUCUUCUGUGCUCCAUUCACGAAAGUGCCCGCAUCAAGAGUGGUGCUUGGGACGAAUCCGGGGUGUUCAUCUACACCACUUCCAACCACAUCAAGUACGCCAUCAUCAAUGGAGAUCAUGGAAUUAUUCGCACAUUGGACCUCCCGAUUUAUAUUACUCGGGUUAAGAACAGUCAGGUGUUCUGUUUGGAUCGGGAGUGUCGUACCCGCGUGCUCAACAUCGACACGACCGAAUAUAAAUUCAAACUGGCGUUGAUCAACAGAAAGUACGAGGAGGUGUUGCACAUGGUUCGCAAUGCUCGACUGGUUGGGCAGAGCAUUAUUGCUUAUCUUCAGCAGAAGGGUUAUCCUGAGGUGGCGCUGCACUUUGUGAAGGAUGAAAAGACUCGCUUCGGAUUGGCACUGGAAUGCGGAAAUAUAGAAGUCGCGCUGGAGGCGGCCAAGGCACUGGAUGAUAAGCAGUGUUGGGAGCGAUUGGCUCAGGUCGCUCUCAUGCAAGGUAACCAUCAAGUGGUAGAAAUGUGCUACCAACGCACCAAAAACUUCGAUAAAUUGUCUUUCCUGUAUCUGAUCACCGGAAAUUUGGAGAAGCUGAAGAAAAUGAACAAAAUUGCUGAAAUUCGGAAGGAUGUUUCUGCGCAGUACCAAGGAGCCUUGCUGCUCGGAGACGUCAAAGAACGCGUAUCGAUUCUCAAGAACUGCAACCAGACAUCUUUGGCAUAUUUGACUGCAAAAACACACGGCCUCGAGGAGGAUGCCACUCAACUGGCUGAGACAAUCACCUCCGCAGGAAAGGAUCUCCCGGAGGUUAAGCCAAAUGCCAUGUUCUUGCGACCACCAGUUCCAAUUCAGCAAGCCGAAAGCAACUGGCCGCUUCUGACCGUAUCGAAGGGCUUCUUCGAAGGAACUAUGAUGUCCCGUGGAGCUGCUACUGUCCAUCAAGCACUGGCUGCCACUGAGACCGUAGCGGAAGCUGCGGAUGAAGAUGGUUGGGGUGUGGAUGACGAUUUGAAGGACGAAGAUAAGUUCGAGGACGCCAAGGAUGAUGAUGACGUCAAAAUCGAAGGAGGCGAAGGAGUUGGCUGGGAUGUGGGCGAUGAAGAUCUCGAACUGCCAGAGGAACUUAUGUCGAAAAUUUCCGCCAGUGCUGCUGGAGACAAGGGUUUCUACGCUGUUCCGCCAAAGGGUUUGCCUCCAUCGCACUUCUGGACUAUCAAUUCUCAGCUAGCUGCGGAUCACGUACGGGCUGGAUCUUUCGAAACUGCGUUCCGAUUGUUGCAUGACCAGAUCGGAGUGGUAAAUUUUGCCCCUUAUAAGGAUCUUUUCAUGGAGUCACAUAUCGGAUCCAAGACUUCAUACACUUGCUUGCCAAACAUUGGUCCACUUGGAGCCCACCCGAACCGCAAUUGGAAGGAAAUUAAUAUAAAGAAUUGUCAUCCGACCUUAGCUUUCAAACUGAACGACCUUGUUCAGACCUUACAAUCCUGCUAUCAACUUACAACCACUGGCAAAUUUACGGAAGCCAUCGAAAAGCUUCAACAUAUAAUUCUGUGCAUUCCCCUUCUCGUAGUAGAAUCCCGCCAAGAGAUCGCCGAAGCACAACAACUCAUGACCAUCUGUCGCGAGUACGUUGUUGGCCUUCAGAUGGAAACCAUUCGCAAGGGAUUGCCGAAGAACACACUCGACGAACAGAAACGCAUUUGUGAACUAGCUGCCUACUUCACGCACGUUAAUCUCCAGCCGGUGCAUCAGAUCCUCACCCUCCGAACCGCUUUGAAUCUUUUCUUCAAACUGAAAAAUUAUAAAACCGCCGCAUCGUUCGCGCGGCGUCUGCUCGAACUUGGCCCUCGGCCGGAAGUUGCUCAGCAAGCUCGGAAAAUCCUGCAGGCAUGCGAAAUGAACGAAACCGACGAGCACACCCUGCAGUACGAUGAGCACAACCCGUUCACGUUAUGCGCCGUCACGUACAAGCCCAUCUACCGGGGAAAGCCGGAGGAGAAGUGCUCCCUCUGUACGGCGUCCUAUCUGCCACCAUAUAAGGGCGUGACGUGCGCAGUCUGCCGGGUGGCCGAAAUAGGCAAGGAUGUGAUCGGUUUGAGAAUCAGCGCUUCACAGUUCAAAUAGGGACUGUCAUCGUUGGUUCUUUACGCACUGAACUAGAAUAUACCGGGCAUCAAGUAUAAUACAGUUUUAUUAAAUAUUUACAUAUAUCCUAUGAAACUACACACGUAUUCCAUAUAUUAAAAAACAAAAUACUUACGCGAUUGUAUUGUGAAAGUCGUCGAGUGCUGUCUCUUCUUGAUUUAAAGUAAGUAAUAAAUUUCAGUGUAGGUCAUAGAGUGUUACCUGCAACACAUUA
Armigeres subalbatus is the source of this 4098-nucleotide messenger RNA. It is a transcript of the gene alphaCOP, whose product is annotated as coatomer subunit alpha. The transcript has 3 exons. Gene Ontology annotation, biological process: intra-Golgi vesicle-mediated transport; retrograde vesicle-mediated transport, Golgi to endoplasmic reticulum; endoplasmic reticulum to Golgi vesicle-mediated transport. Gene Ontology annotation, cellular component: COPI vesicle coat. Bases 180 to 3863 code for a protein of 1227 amino acids. Gene Ontology annotation, molecular function: structural molecule activity; protein binding. Lineage: Eukaryota; Metazoa; Arthropoda; Insecta; Diptera; Culicidae. The record is from RefSeq and is a predicted model, not a curated record.